AUGGGCUGUCCCGGCGCGGUCUCCUGCCGAAGGUCGCGGGGACGUCCGAGGUUGCGAGUGAAGUCAUGCAGCCCUGGAAGCCGAGAAACCCCUUCGCUAUGGUGGCGGAGGAGCCUUGGGCCCAGGUCUGCCCAGCACAGGUUCGCUGUGGUGGAAAGGGGGCGAUCCGUGCGAGGGGUGUGGCGUGUGCAGGUACCUGGUGCCAUACUCGAGUCACGCUUACAACGCGAAAGGGCCUCGUUAAGCCGAAGAAUUACUAAGAGGAGGACCGAAAUAAAGCGUUUACUUGUGGGCAGUGGGUGCAAAAUAGUUGAUCACAAUAAAGAACACCUGGGAAUGCAGCUUACAGUGUUUGUGUCUUUCUCCCCUCCUGGAUUACUAAUUAAUGCAAAUCAGGAGAGUGAGAGGGAGAACUGGGAAGUUCAGGCUAAUUUGCAGAAAAUAAAUGCUAAGCUUCAUGAUGGAGUGUGUCAGCAUUGCAAAGGUAUCUUGGAGUGGCGGGUAAAAUUCAGCAAGUACAAACUACUGUCAAAACCUAAAAAAUGUGUGAAGUGCCUCCAGAAGACUGUAAAAGAUCCUUACCAUAUUAUUUGUCGACCAUGUGCUGGUAAACUAGAAGUUUGUGCUAAAUGUGGAAAAGAAGAAGAAAUAGUAAUUCCAAUCUGUAAAGGACAAGACAGAACUGAGAGUGUGACUACUGAAAAUGGCCAAGAGAGCAGUGGAUUGGAGGAUGACCUGGAUUUUGAUACAAACUGCAGUAGUACAGGCAGCGAUGAAGACUCUGAUGUGCUUAAAGAACAAUUUAAAAGCAUGAAUUUUGAAAGGACAGAGAUCUAA
This is a messenger RNA of Tauraco erythrolophus (red-crested turaco), 837 nucleotides long. NCBI's taxonomy places the organism in Eukaryota, Metazoa, Chordata, Aves, Musophagiformes, Musophagidae. The record is from RefSeq and is a predicted model, not a curated record.